AAAGUACCUGACUGAGUGAGAUAGAGACAAAACUAAUAUCAUAUUGCUUAUUCGUGAUCAGUUUGCAUUGUAUUACACUGGAAAAUCUAAGUGGAAUAAAGUAGCUUUUUAGUCAAGCCUUGUCAGUUUUAUAGACACAUUUCUUCAAUUGAGUCCUUCCAUUUCCGUGUCCAGUGAAUGCAACAUUCGAUAUUCUCGCGAGAAGUGAGCAGACGGAAACGUGGCUUUGUGGCUGAAAUACAAAUACAGUACUGUAAGACAAAAAAUCUGCACACUUUUGCAGUCAUAUCAGUAGUUAAUUAAGUAACUGAAAGUCACACAUAGACAUAUCAGAUAAGUACAAAAUUUGAGAGACAGUGGCAACUGUCAACAAGCUCUUUUCAUCGCUUGCUUGUCAACACAGGGUUUGGAGGCUCUCUCUUCGCAGCCGUGAAGGGAAAGGAGCAUUCACUGGUCGUCGUUGAGCAGCUUGUCAGCGACCAUGGCAGAAAGCCUUUCUCCGGGUGAAUUCUCCAGCUCUCUGACGAGCUCCGCCAGCCUUCCUCCGCCAAGGACUCGUAUCUUUAAAAUCAUCGUUAUCGGGGACUCGGGGGUAGGCAAGACAUGCCUGACGUACCGCUUUUGCGCCGGAAAGUUCCCCGAGAAGACAGAGGCCACGAUCGGGGUGGACUUCAGGGAGAGGCUGGUCGAUAUUGACGGCGAGAAACUCAAGAUCCAGCUGUGGGACACAGCAGGCCAGGAGCGCUUCAGGAAGUCAAUGGUGCAACACUACUACCGCAACGUGCAUGCUGUCGUCUUCGUCUAUGACGUGACCAACGCUGCCAGCUUCCGCAGCCUCCCCGCCUGGAUUGAGGAGUGUAAGCAGCACGCUUUGGGCACAGAAGUGCCCAGGAUACUUGUUGGAAACAAGUGCGACCUCCAAGACUCUGUCCAAGUAGGAACAGACGUGGCACAGCAGUUCGCUGACUCCCACUCCAUGCCUUUGUUUGAGACCUCUGCUAAGAACCCAAACAGCCAGGGCGGCAUAAAUUCUGGCAAUAGUGACCAUGUCGAGGCUAUUUUCAUGACGGUGGCUCACAAGCUCAAGUCUCAGAAGCCUCUGGUGUUGAGCCAACCUCCUGCAGGAUCAGGAGCGAGCAUCAACUUGAGCAGCAGAAUGGAGGAUGGCACUGAUGGGUCACGGGGUUGGGCUUGUAGCAGCUGCUGAUUGGCGGAGAGACAAGACCAGAACAAUGAAUCAUGCGGAUGCACAGACUGAUUCACAGCCACAAGAAAAUCAACAGUUGCACAUACCUGUGCUUACAUUCAUUCAUUUGUGUCAAGUUUUGGCUGGAUAGCAAGUGGAUUACUGUGUUGGAAUGAAAAUGAGAUGAAAUCAAUUCAUCUAUCUUUUGUGCUCUUUGGCCACCAACAAAAAGCCCUGAAGCAUGAAUACAGAAUUUGAAAUGUACCUGCGAUUGUUGGGACAAUGGUUGAAAUGUGAAAUUUAAGCAUGGUAAACAGUCAGCAGCAUUUACUCUGUUUCUUCUUUGUCACAAUAAAAUACCUCAGUUCUUGAGAACUGACUUCACACUAGUAGAUAUGGCAA
This is a messenger RNA of Hippocampus comes (tiger tail seahorse), 1588 nucleotides long. RefSeq names its product RAB33B, member RAS oncogene family a (gene rab33ba). Gene Ontology annotation, molecular function: GTP binding; GTPase activity. The record is from RefSeq and is a predicted model, not a curated record. The coding region runs from base 482 to 1207 and encodes 241 amino acids. The transcript is spliced from 2 exons. Lineage: Eukaryota; Metazoa; Chordata; Actinopteri; Syngnathiformes; Syngnathidae. Gene Ontology annotation, biological process: Rab protein signal transduction.